AUGCCUAGCAGUAGCUACAUCAAUGCACUAGUACGCUCUCUCUACAAUGAGAGUCAGGAGACCAACGUUGUCAUGUUAAGUGGAAGCCAGCCCAAGGUUCGAAGCCCCCAUGCAUUUGAUUUGCAGUCAGAGCCACCAAGUUUGUUCACACGAUCAGCCAACACAUGGGGAGGACAGUUCAACCCUGAUCAUUUCCAGCGCAAUGCGUUCGCUAUGAUGUCAGCAAGUCCUGUCAAUAUGGAGAAUGCAGCGUUCGCCGUGAUGACUGCCGCGUCGCAUCACAAAUCUGAAAAAAAUGAAAAAAGAAGCGAUCGCAUCAACGAGAAAUCGUAUUGGGUCAAAGGAAGCCACGUGGACGAGACCAUCACCUACAACCAGUAUACCAUCGAUACUGCCGUCUUCGCUCCAACCACAGAGUCUUUGGAAAUCAAGCAAGCGAUCCUACAACAGUCUGUGAACUCCAUCAACCAGACAAAGACAACAAUGGAACACAAGGUAGAUUUCUUGAUGAAACGCUACACAUCUGUGUGCCCAGACGUUCGCUCGCGAGUCAACGCCGCCACCAGCGAAUUGUUUGACGUGACUAGUUACGUGUACGAGUUCGCAAGCCUCCAUGUCAUUGACAACACAGGAAAAGCGAUCGCUACAGGACCGGGACCAGGACUUCCAGCACCAUUUAGAGCCGCUGCCACAUACUUCCGAAUAGAGCUCCGAUUGGUCCCACGGCUGUGUUCCCUAUGA
Molecule: messenger RNA, 741 nt
Organism: Cylindrotheca closterium
Lineage: Eukaryota; Bacillariophyta; Bacillariophyceae; Bacillariales; Bacillariaceae
Source: the annotation of a GenBank genome assembly